This is a messenger RNA of Corvus hawaiiensis (hawaiian crow), 1330 nucleotides long. It is a transcript of the gene TXNL1, whose product is annotated as thioredoxin like 1. The coding region runs from base 72 to 938 and encodes 288 amino acids. Lineage: Eukaryota; Metazoa; Chordata; Aves; Passeriformes; Corvidae. The transcript has 8 exons. The record is from RefSeq and is a predicted model, not a curated record.
GUGCAUGCCGGGCGUCCUGCCCGCCGUGACGCUGCACAUCGCACCCGGCACCGCCACCGGGGCCCGCGGCCAUGGCGGGCGUGAAGGUGAUCGCCAACGACACCGAGUUCCAGCCCGAGCUGAGCGCCGCCGGCUCCCGCCUGGCCGUGGUGAAGUUCACCAUGAGGGGGUGUGGCCCUUGCUUGAGGAUCGCGCCCGCCUUCAACGCCCUGAGUAACAAAUACCCCCAGGCAACGUUCCUGGAGGUGGAUGUGCACCAGUGCCAGGGCACGGCUGCCACCAACAACAUCUCGGCAACCCCCACGUUCCUGUUCUUCCGGAACAAAGUGCGGAUCGACCAGUACCAGGGAGCAGAUGCCGUGGGCUUGGAGGACAAAAUCAAACAGCACCUGGAGAACGAUCCUGGCAACAGCGAAGACACAGACAUCCCAAAAGGAUACAUGGAUCUGCUGCCGUUCAUCAACAAGGCUGGCUGCGAGUGCCUCAACGAGAGCGACGAGCACGGCUUCGAGAACUGUUUACGCAAAGAUUCUUCCUACCUGGAGUCCGACUGCGACGAGCAGCUGCUUAUCACUGUAGCUUUUAGUCAGCCUGUCAAGCUUUACUCUAUGAAACUUCAGGGGCCAGACAAUGGGCAAGGGCCAAAGUACAUCAAAAUCUUCAUCAACCUCCCGCGCUCGAUGGAUUUUGAGGAAGCGGAACGAAGCGAACCCACCCAGGCCCUGGAGCUGGGCCCGGAUGACAUUAAGGAAGAUGGGAUCAUCCAGCUCCGCUACGUAAAAUUCCAGAAUGUCAACAGUGUCACUUUGUUUGUCCAGACCAAUCAUGGUGAUGAAGAGACAACAAGGAUCACGUAUUUCACAUUCAUUGGCACUCCCGUGCAGGCCACCAACAUGAACGACUUCAAACGACUUAACUCCCCAUUCCUAAAGAACUAAAAAGGCAGAAGAAAUUAAAAGUAAUAACGGGAUUGGUGUGGCCUCGCUCUUCCCCCUCCCUCUGCUCAGCUCCCACCCUUCCCAAAUCCUGGAGCAUCUUCGCUUCCUGACUCACCAGCUCAGCUUUCCCCUCCUCUCCCUGCCCCAGAUCUUGCCUUAGACACUUCUCUUUCCCAAAUUCUGUUCCUUUUUUAACCUGAACUUGCCAUUUUAAGGCCACACCAAGCAGUCCUUUAACAAUCCAGCCUGGAUUGAAUCCUGUGGAGCUCUGGAGCAGCUCCCCCAAGGCUUUUUGUUAAUAUCCCAGUGGAAAGGGAGGACCGUGGAUCAACUUGGGGGGUAAUAAAGAGUUUCCUGUGGGAAGGUGGGAUGGGAUGGGCAGAAAAUGGGCG